This is a messenger RNA of Asparagus officinalis (garden asparagus), 2480 nucleotides long. RefSeq names its product DNA-directed RNA polymerase III subunit RPC5. The coding region runs from base 174 to 1946 and encodes 590 amino acids. NCBI's taxonomy places the organism in Eukaryota, Viridiplantae, Streptophyta, Magnoliopsida, Asparagales, Asparagaceae. Gene Ontology annotation, cellular component: RNA polymerase III complex; nucleus. The record is from RefSeq and is a predicted model, not a curated record. Gene Ontology annotation, biological process: DNA-templated transcription. The transcript has 14 exons.
CAGCCGCCGCCCCGCGAUUCGCGCCUAAACGCAAAGGCAAGCCCUUGAUCAAGCUCGGCGUCCCCAAAUCCGAACCUCUUGAAACCAAACCACUCCAAAUCAAACCUCCUACGAUCAAGCCCGAGCCCGAGCCCGAGCCCGAGCCUGAGCCCUCGAAGGAUCCAAUCGCAAUCAUGUCCCAAUCCGAGCCCUUGAAGGAUCCAAUCGCAAAUGGAAAAGAUGAUCUUGUUGAUGAUGAUGCUGAUGUUGGUGAUGAUCCAAUGCAAUCAUAUGAAGAAGAUGAUGAUGGGAAGGAGGAUGAUGAUGAUGAGGUGGUGGUUCAAGAGAUCGAUGUGUACUUGAACGCAUCUCCUCUCGAAGACGGCGCCUCGUUGUACGUUAUGCAGUAUCCUCUUAGGCCUUCCUGGCGUCCGUAUGAAUUGGAAAGAUGUGAAGAGGUCAGGGUGAAGCCUAAACAAGCAAAAGUUGAAGUUGAUUUGAAAUUGGAUACUGACAGACAAAAUUAUGACCCAGAGAAGCCUGUCUUGAAUUUAGAAAACCUGACAUUGUCAUCAUCCAGGGGACUUUGUGUACCUUACUUUGCUGUUGGGAUUAGAAAUGGAAAUCAGCUGCACUUAAGCCCUGUUGAUUCAGUUGUGCAGCUUCGUCCAUCAAUAAAUGUUGGCGAAGAGAAGAGGAAGCAGGCUGCCCCAAGUAUAGAUGCUAAUACAAACCCUUUACAGCAGGGAAAUGCAGUGUCAGGGGAUUCAAGUGAAAAUCUAGAUGAUGCUGAUCCAUGGGUUUCACUUGAGUGUCACUCGAUUGACAGUCCUCUUGCGGAUAGUUACCAGAAAAAAAUGGUGGCUGAGAAGAAUAAUGAUAUACAAUUUACAGUGAAACCGCAUGAAUACAUCAGCUUCUUGUGUCCUGGAUCAUCAAGCAACAAGAAGGGAGCUCUAGGACCUUCUAAAAGGGACUUGCUCUUGCUUCCAUUGGAAGAACGACUGAAAAAGUGGUUUUCAGAGGGACCACAAGUGAAUCGUUUUUCUGCGCUUUUACAUCUUGCCCCUACGAAUUCAGUUGAAGAUGUUCUUAAGGUGCUUAAACUGUAUGCACACUUGGUCCAAGGAUUAUGGGUUGCCAAGAGUUCUUUGGUAUACAUUGGUGUUGAAGCUUCUGCCAGAGAUUACAUCCUUUCCCUAUUUGCUAAGAAUUGUGUGAUCCGCUAUGACACAGAAAAAAGAUUGCCUCCUCUUGUACAGCAAAUAUUAGGCCGGAUAGCAGUUCAUAGGCCUAGUCUUAAUGACUGGAAAUUCAAAGAGCCUACUGAUCUGUCAUUUAUAAAAUGUUAUCCAGAUAUUGUUAAAGAACAAGAACAGGCAUGGGCAGGCCGUGUGAAACAGCUUAGGGACUCUUUGGUUGGAGCUCAAAAAACUAAGGAAAGCCAGUUUAUGGAUAAUUUGAUAAAAUCUUUAAACCCGCAUUUGCUCAAGAAGACCGUUGACUUGAGAGAAGUUAAGCAUACUCCAAAGGAUGGUAUUGAUAACACAGUAAUCUCUUCAACGACAACCAUGCUAAAUGGAACUCGAGAAGAUAUCAACAAGGCUCUCUUAGAGAUUUUCCACUUGCAUGGUGCUCGGAGAUUGGAUGCAAUUCGCAAAGAUUUAACUGCGGCAACGCAUGAGGUACAAUCAGCUCUUAGUGAAGUUGCUGUGAAUAUACAUGGAGUAUAUGUCUUAAAAUCCCCAAGGAAUCCAGCUCUUAAAGAAUUGAGAAAUUUCAUCAUCAGCCUUUUCCGGCAGAAGAAAGCUAAUGUGAAGUUUAGGGAGUUGGAUGUAAGGAAAGCUGCUCAGAAUCAUCUCAAAAGGAAUAUUUCAGAUUCCGAAUUUAAGCUGGUCAUAAAUGAAUUCUGUAUUUGCACGGGUGGAGGAGUGGCACUCAAAAGUGGUGAUUCUGACCAGAAAUGAAUAUUCUUGAAUCUGCUCAUCGAAUCCGACGACAAUUUGGUAACUAGGUUCAGAACAGCAACACACAAUACUUGCAAAUUCAGCGCCAUCUACAGUUUUGUCCGGCAUCAUUUUCCCUUAAAAUUUUCGUUAAUUGUAAAUUGUACUCGUCGGUUCCGCACUUUUGGUUUGCAGAUUUUUCAUCCACAUUUGGUUGCAACGAAAAAUCUAUCAUAUCGUGACGUACUUGAGGGAUGCAGUUUUGUCGCGGCCACACAAAUUGGCCAUAUUUUAAGCUUUGAUUAUUCGUCACGCUCUCUCUACAAGCUUACAUUGUCUCAAGUAUUGGCUUGGCCCAUUGUAGUAUGUGCGAGCCACAUGCAUUAUUGUACUCUUCUUUCUCUUGAUGACAUAUAAUUACUAAAUUCAUUCUAGGUUCUCCCUUUCUCUUCUCUUCAUGUAUCACUUCCCCUCUGUGAAAAUCAAAAUUAAAACGGAUGCUUCAGUUUUUUUUGUUUAGAUUAUAUAUAAUGGGUGCUUAAGUUCAAUGAAGAA